Molecule: messenger RNA, 1150 nt
Organism: Andrographis paniculata
Lineage: Eukaryota; Viridiplantae; Streptophyta; Magnoliopsida; Lamiales; Acanthaceae
Exons: 8
Coding region: 98-976 (292 amino acids)
Source: RefSeq, a predicted model, not a curated record
UGUAUCAAUUAUAUAUAUUUACAUACUUUGAGUGGGGUGUUGCACUAUCUUCUUCUUCUUCUUCCUUAAAGCGAUACGCAGAAAUAGAAUUGCAGGAAUGGAGAAUAUUAUUCGAAGACCAUCUCACGCCGGUUCAUGGUACACCGACAACCCUAAUAUACUAUCAGUGGAGCUUGAUGAGUGGCUUAGAGCAUCGGGCAUUGCUAAAUCUCCCGAAGUAAGAGGUGUAAUUGCACCUCAUGCAGGUUAUUCGUAUUCUGGCCGAGCUGCCGCCUACGCAUUUGGGAACAUCGACCCAGCAAACAUCUCAAGGGUUUUCCUUCUUGGCCCAUCUCAUCACCAUUACACUCCAAACUGUGCACUUUCAAAAGCAACAAUAUACAAGACGCCGCUAGGUGAUCUACCAAUUGAUCAAGAAGUAAAUGAGGAGCUUAAAGCUAGUGGGAAGUUUGAAUUAAUGGAUCUUCAGGUUGAUGAGGCUGAACACAGCAUGGAAAUGCAUCUACCAUACCUUGUUAAAGUAUUUAACGGAUAUACUGUGAAGAUUGUGCCUAUUCUGGUAGGUUCACUUAGCGCUGAAAGUGAAGCUACUUAUGGUCAAUUACUGGCUAAAUAUGUGGAUGAUCCUACCAAUUUCUUUUCCGUGUCUUCAGAUUUUUGUCACUGGGGUUCACGGUUCAACUUCAUGCGUUUUGAUAGAAAGCAUGGGGCCAUCUAUAAGUCCAUUGAGGCAAUGGAUAAGAUGGGAAUGGAAUUAAUCGAAACAGGAGAUCCAGAUGCAUUCAAGCAGUACCUUGCAGAGACACAAAAUACUAUUUGUGGGAGGCAUCCUAUCAGUGUUUUUCUCCAUAUGUUGAAGAAUUGCUCGACGAAGAUAAAGAUUGGGUUUCUUCGAUACGAACAGUCUAGCCAAUGCAAAGCUAUGAGGGACAGCAGUGUAAGUUAUGCAUCUGCUGCAGCCAAGAUUGUGAAUUGAUGCCACCCCCACUUCCAUUUAACAAAAUUACGAAAUAAAUAAAUUGAAUUCGGUAUGUGUUAUGCCAAUGGUUAUUUAUUUUUAUUUAUUUUUGUUCUUUCUUAAGAAGUGAUGCUGAGACUGUAUGGAUGGAUAUCUUCUGGCAUGAGCAACAAUUGGAUGUUUUUUUUUGUU